Ipomoea nil (Japanese morning glory) is the source of this 4122-nucleotide messenger RNA. RefSeq names its product RNA polymerase II C-terminal domain phosphatase-like 1. Lineage: Eukaryota; Viridiplantae; Streptophyta; Magnoliopsida; Solanales; Convolvulaceae. Bases 473 to 3343 code for a protein of 956 amino acids. Gene Ontology annotation, molecular function: RNA polymerase II CTD heptapeptide repeat phosphatase activity. The transcript is spliced from 17 exons. The record is from RefSeq and is a predicted model, not a curated record.
AAAUUGACUUUUCACUCCCUCUGGAUCUAGGGUUUCCUCUUCGUGUGACUCAACUGCAUCAUCAUCAACGAAAAAAAAGAAAAACAGUUCAUCAAACCCUAAAUCUAAAACUUCGAUUUUUCACUCCCUCUGGAUCUAAGGUUUUUUCGCCGUCGUGGUCGUCACCGUCAGGAAUACAAUCAAUCACCAUCGUCAUCGGAAAAAUCUAUUUUCCAUAAAAACCUUAAUUUUCCGAUCUGUCUAUUUUUUGUUUGUAUCAGCAAUUGGAUAAACCGUGAGAAAACCGGACCGUUCGAUAUUCGAAUUUCAAAAACGUGAACGAUGAGAGGAUCCGAUUGCUGGUUUUUCGAUUUUUGAUUUUUUUAAGGGAAAAUUUCCCACGAUGAUGAGAAAUUGAAAGUGAAAAGCCGAAUCCGAUUCCUGUUUUUGAUUACUAUUACUAUUGUUAUUAUUGUUCUUGGAAUAUACAAAAAUGUAUAAAUCUAUGGAGAUGGUGAAGGUGUAUGAAGGUGAGACACUUCUGGGAGAAGUGGAAUUGUAUCCUCAGAACGGUGUCGUUUGGGGUGGGAAGGAAAUUCGAGUCUCUCACUAUUCUCAACCCAGUGAGAGGUGUCCACCACUUGCAGUGCUUCACACUAUUACUUCUUCUUCUUCUUCUGGGCUUAGCUUCAAACUGGAAUCCAAAUCUCCAAAGACACAGACACAGGACUACUCGCCGCUCUAUGUUUUGCACUCCACCUGUCUCAGAGAAAACAAGACUGCUGUUAUGUCCCUUGGAAGGGAGGAGCUUCAUUUGGUUGCGAUGCAGUCUAGGGAGUAUGGUGGUUUUUGCCCUUGUUUUUGGGGAUUCAUUGUCUCCCCAGGACUAUAUAGUUCUUGCCUGGUCAUGCUGAACCUUAGAUGUCUUGGAAUUGUAUUUGAUCUUGAUGAAACACUCAUAGUUGCCAACACUCUCCGUUCGUUUGAAGAUAGGAUAGAGAACUUGCAGCGUAAAAUAAAUGGUGAGGCUGACCCACAACGUGUACUGGGAAUGGUGGCUGAGGUGAAGCGUUAUCAAGAAGAUAAAAGUAUAUUGAAGCAAUAUGCAGAAAAUGAUCAGGUCAUUGAUAAUGGAAAAGUGAUCAAAUGUCAGCCUGAAGUCUUUCCAGCUUUAUCUGACAGUCAUCAGCCAAUUGUUCGGCCACUUAUUAGGCUACUUGAUAAAAACAUUAUUCUGACCCGUAUUAAUCCAUUGAUUCGUGAUACAAGUGUUCUUGUGAGAUUGAGACCUGCAUGGGAGGAUCUCCGAAGCUACUUGACUGCAAGGGGUAGGAAGCGUUUUGAAGUCUAUGUUUGCACCAUGGCUGAAAGAGAUUAUGCUUUAGAAAUGUGGAGGCUUCUUGAUCCAGAUUCAAAUUUAAUUAGCUCAAAUGAGCUGUUGAAUCGUAUAGUCUGUGUCAAGUCUGGCUUGAAGAAAUCUUUAUUUAAUGUUUUCCAAGAUGGAAACUGUCAUCCUAAGAUGUCGUUGGUCAUUGAUGAUCGUUUAAAAGUGUGGGAUGAGAAGGAUCAACCCAGAGUGCAUGUUGUUCCUGCCUUUGCUCCAUAUUAUGCUCCUCAAGCUGAAGGCAACAACUCUGUUCCUGUGCUGUGUGUUGCAAGAAAUGUCGCGUGUAAUGUCAGGGGUGGUUUUUUCAAAGAUUUUGAUGAGGGCCUCUUACAACGAAUUUCAGAUGUUGCAUAUGAAGGUGAUAUUAAAGAAAUACCUUCUGCUCCUGACGUUAGUAACUAUUUGAUUUCAGAGGAUGAUGCUACCACUUCAAAUGGGAAUAAAGAUUCCCUUGGUUUUGAUGGCAUGUCUGAUGCUGAAGUUGAAAAGAGACUAAAGGAGGCAAUGUCAGCUUCAGCAACUGUUCCAUUGACAGUCUCAAGCUUGGAUCCUAGAAUAUCUCCAGCUUUCCAGUACCCUGCGCUGUCGUCUUCACUCUCAAUCCCUACACCAACCAUGCAAACUCUUGGGAUGCCUCUCCCUGGUCAACAGCUACCUCAAGUGACUCCUGUUCUUAAAUCAUCAUUGACUCAAGUGGGGCCUCAAGACACAAGCUUACAGAGUUCUCCUGCUAGAGAAGAAGGUGAGGUACCGGAAUCAGAAUUGGAUCCUGAUACUAGGAGGAGACUACUUAUUUUACAACAUGGUAUGGACAACAGAGAGCAUGCAUCAGGUGAAUCUCAGCUUCCUGUACGGCCCUCUGUACCAGCAUCUGUUCCUAGGGUUCAACCACGUAGUUGGUUUCCAACAGAGGAAGAAAUGGGUCCUGGACAACUGAACCGAGUCCUACCACCCAAGGAUUUUCCUUUGAGUGCAGAUUCAAUGCAUAUGGAGAAGCACCGACCUCAUCAUCCUCCUUAUCUCCACAAAAUGGAUGGUUCUGUUCCAUCUGAUAGACAUGUUGAAAGCCAGAUGUUGUCAAAGGAGGCAAUACCAAGUGAUGAUCGAAUGAGAUUGAAUCAAUCACUGCCUAGAUUUCAAUCAUUUUCAGGUGAGGAAGUUCCCUUGGCCCGGUCUGGGAAUAGGGAUCUUGACCUUGAACCUGGACGAUUUGAUUCAUAUGCUGAAACAGAAGUUGGAGCAUUACAUGAUAUUGCAUUGAAGUGUGGAACAAAGUUGGAGUACAGGUCAACAUUGGUUUCAAGCAGUGAUCUGCAGUUCAAUGCAGAGGCCUGGUUUGCGGGUGAGAAAAUUGGAGUAGGAAUUGGUAGAACUAGAAGGGAAGCACAGCAUUAUGCCGCUGAGAGAUCUCUUAAGAAUUUGGCUGACAAGUACAUGUCACGUCUCAACCCCGAUUCAAGUUCUAUACCUGGUGAUGGGAUUCGGAAUGGUUUUGCAAAUGACAACAAUAUGUUUGGGUAUCAAUCAAUUAAGGAGGAUGUUCUGCCAUUUUCAUCCACAUCAGAACCACUUCGAGGUCUGGACUCAAAACUGGAGGCCUCCAAGAAGUCAAUGGGUUCAGUUGCUGCGCUUAGAGAGCUGUGCACAACAGAGGGCCUUAGUUUGGCCUUUCAAACUCAACCACAACUUUCUGCUGCUCCAGGCCAGAAAAAUGAAAUACAUGCCCAGGUUGAAAUAGAUGGAGAGGUGUUUGGUAAGGGAAUUGGGUCAACAUGGGAUGAAGCUAAGGCACAGGCUGCUGAAAGGGCUCUUGGAGCUUUAAAAUCCACGCUUGGUCAGUUCUCUCACAAACGCCAGGGUUCUCCAAGGUCAUUGCAGGUGUUCUCCAAUAAACGGUUAAAGCCUGAAUAUCCUCGAUUUGUACAGCGGGUGUCAUCCUCUUCCAAGUAUUCAAAGAAUGCUUCUGCCGUGCCAUGAAACAUAGAUGUUGAUCGAUACUCCUUUUGUCCAAAUGCCCACAUAGAGAGCAGACCUAAUAUGACAACAUUACCUGCAACCGAGGCCAGCUGCUUUCACGGGUGUGCCCCCAUCAACUUACUGUGGAUGAUACCAUUCCUACAACCAAGUGCCCUUGCCUCUAUUUAAAAAACUUGUUCGCGAAACCUUCCUGGCUAUACACAUCUGCUUAAAGUGAGUUUCAAUGUCCAUCAACUUUGCGCGACAUUACUAUGGGUUUGUUGUAUCAUUUCCACCCCCUGGCCCAUAAAGCCUCAUUAGCGCUUCACUAUAAUCACAAUGUUUGAAAGCCGGCUCAUCCAUGGAUGAUUCGGUAUGACCUGAAUGUGUAGCUUUGGUUCUAUUCUGUGGUGAUCAUGGCGAGAUGGGAGAUGAUGGGGAUGUAGAUUUGAAUAGUUUAGUAGAUGGCUUUGUUUGCCGGAGCAGACUCCAAAUUUUGACGGUUCCAGCCUCUGGUGGUUGGUCGAGGACUCGAGGUUGUUAAACUUGACCAAACCUCUCUUCUUGGUUCCUCUUCGUUACGAGGAAAAAUUUUGUGUUGUAUCGUUACAUUCUCUGCUGGUGUGAAUGUACUGAGGUAGAUGUCAUAGUCUCCAUCCUAUCCCUCCCUCCUUGUAUAGGAUGGUUUUUCCUUUUCGUUUAGUGUCUUUCUUUUUGUAUAAAGGCUCUGAUUAAUGCAAUUUUCCCACCUUUUUUCGUGUUAGAAAUCAAGGUAAAUAUAUUUCUUUACAAUGUGAAAA